Molecule: messenger RNA, 4776 nt
Organism: Hypomesus transpacificus
Lineage: Eukaryota; Metazoa; Chordata; Actinopteri; Osmeriformes; Osmeridae
Gene: mfhas1
Product: multifunctional ROCO family signaling regulator 1
Exons: 3
Coding region: 439-3513 (1024 amino acids)
Molecular function (GO): protein binding
Source: RefSeq, a predicted model, not a curated record
ACAUGAGCGCGCAACAGCAAGGACUGCAGAUAGCAUGAGAACACAAGUAGCUGAACAGCAGGCGGAGAUAACGCAUGCAGAAUAGAUCGAGAGGGCCAUCCGUUGUUUUGAGGGUUGAAUCUUUUUAACCGAAUGGAAAUUAACUGGAUUUAUCGAUAUAAGAAAACUCGACCGAACGGCACUUGGGUUGGACUGACAAUGGAUUCGUGAGCCGCGGUAGCUAGGUGUAUUUCUAUUCGAUAGUCUGUGGCGUAGAGAAAGAUGAUGCGUGAAUACCUACUGCUGAAGUCCAGUCGCCUUGAUACGAUUGAAAAAGAUGACGAUCUCCCUGCUCGAAAUGACACAUUUGUUUUUUGGGGAAUGUUGAUCUAACGAUGACUAGAUGAGCGCCUUUCUCGGUAUUGAGGCACAUUGAGCACCAUGCUUCCAGUAUAAUUUAUGAAAGCUCUCCAUGAAAACAAGGAGGAGGGGGGGGCGGGCUGCAAUACGAUGGAGGACAAGGAGAACAACCUCAAAACGGCCAGGUUGUGGAGAGACGCAGCUCUCCGCUCAAGGAAGCUUCGAAGCAGCCUGCGUCAACUCACCCUUUGCUCCAAAAAUAACCAAAAGAUUAUGCUACCUGAAAAUAUUAACGAGAUCGAGGUACUCAACCUGGGCAACAACUCGCUGCAGGAGCUACCGGAGGGAUUAGGGGCCACCCUUAUCAACCUGCGUAUCCUCAUUCUCCGCAGGAACAAGUUUGCAGCAGUUCCCUGUGUAGUGUUUGAGCUUGGGCAGCUGGUGGAAUUAGACAUGAGCCACAACUGUCUUAAGAGCUUCUCCGAGGACAUAGGCCUACUGAAGGGACUGAAGAAGCUCUGCAUCAGUCACAAUAAAAUCCAGUACCUGCCAACCCAGAUUGGAGCACUUCAGUGCUUAGAGGAGCUCGACAUAAGCUUCAAUGACCUACAUGAUUUUCCCCGGUCCUUCUCCCAGCUCAAAAAGCUGCGGACGUUAGAUGCUGAUCACAAUAAGAUGAGCCAUUUUCCUCCAGAGAUCCUUGCCCUCGGUGAUCUGGAAGAGCUUGAUUGUUCGGGGAAUAAAUUUGAGGAUUUGCCCAGAGACAUUCUAAAGCUUCAGCCCAUCAAGAUCUUGUGGCUCAGCAGCCUUCACAUCUCCAUGUUACCUGACACCUUUUGUCACCUGCACAAUCUUGAGAGUCUUAUGCUGGAUAGUAACAACCUCACAGUUCUGCCUUGUUCCUUCGGCACUCUGCAGAGACUAAAAAUGGUUAAUCUUUCCUCCAAUGAGUUUGAGGAGUUUCCCCAUGUUAUUCUGAACAUCGCAGGACUGGAGGAGCUCUAUCUGAGCCGGAAUAAACUGACUUUGAUCCCAAAGGAGAUAGGCCAGCUGGUUAAUCUGGUCAACCUGUGGCUGGACAACAACAAAAUCACCUAUUUGCCAGAUUCUAUUGUGGACUUGGAGAGAGUGGAAGAGCUUGUAUUACAGGGUAACCAAAUAGCCAUACUCCCCGACAACUUUGGGAAACUCUCUAAGGUGAACAUUUGGAAGGUGAAGGAUAACCCUCUCAUCCAGCCUCCGUAUGAGGUGUGUAUGAAAGGGAUCCCCUACAUCGCUGCCUAUCAAAAGGAACUUGCACACUCCCAGCUGGCUGUGAAGCCUCGGUUAAAACUCGUCCUGAUGGGGAUGCAAAACGCUGGCAAAACGCAGCUCAAGGAGAGUGUGGUCAGCCAGAGGCACGAUCCUGCAUGUGUCCAAGGAAACAAAGGGAUUGAAGUGACCAACUGGGUGGCCGACGUCGACCGCAGUCUUACUUUUCUCGUGUAUGAUUUGUCAGGGAAGCAAAACUAUGACCUCAUCAAACCGUUUUUUCUCUCCCCCGGUGCUCUGUACGUGCUCGUGGUGAACUUGAAAACAUACACGCCCAACAACUUCUACGCCCAUGUUGGGUACUUUCUCCACCUCCUUAGUGCCAAAGUGCCCCACGCUGUGGUGUGUACGGUGGGCACGCACACAGACCUGUGCGGCGAAAUGGAAGUGGAGGAGAAGAGCUUGGACAUCCACAGACAGAUAGCCGUACAGGAGAAACGAGACACGCAGUGUCUGAAGAGUCUCGUCCAGCAGGUGGACCAGGCCCUGGAGCAGGGCUUCAACGUCCGCACCUCCAGCCCCCACAUCGUCUUCUACAGCGUCUCGGACAAGAACCUGCGACGGAAGAAGGCCCAACUGCAGUACAUGCUCAACCACAGGCUGCAGAUCCUGUCGCCCGUCCUGUGCGUCAGCUGCACGGAGUCCCAGAGGAACAUCCAGAGGCUGAGGGAGAAGCUCAUGUCGGUUGCCGACCAACGGGAGAUCUUCCCCAACCUCCACCGCGUGCUGCCCAAGUCCUGGCAGAUGUUGGAGGAGCUGCACUUUAAACCCCAGGAACUGUGGCUCUCGUGGUGGGACUCGGCCCGUCUGGGCCUCCAGGCUGGACUCACGGAGGACCGUCUCCAGUGUGCCCUGUCCUACCUGCACGAGAGUGGCAAACUACUCUACUUUGAGGACAGCCUGACGCUGAAAGAGUACGUCUUCCACAACCUGCCGCGCUUCAUCGCCAUCCUCAACGUGUUCUUUCAGAGAGACGAGGCCGUGCUGCUAGACAGGCUGCUCUCCACCGGGGAACUGGGGGACAAGGGAAGGGUGGGUCACGUGAUCGAGGAGGAGAAGGGCGAAAACCUCAGGGCUAGCCACCUGCGACACCACGUGGAGGGGUUCCUCAACCACGGCCUGCUGCCUUCCAACGUGAUCCGGCUCCUCCUGAGGCCCCUCAUCCAGACGCAGCAGGACCUCCACCUCAUCAUGGAGCUGCUGGAGAAGAUGGGGGUGUGCUACUGUAUCAACAAGCCCCGGAGCAAGCCUCUGAACGGAGCCACGGUGUGGUACAAGUUCCCCAGCUACGUCAGCAGCGAGGAGCCCCAUGCGGAGGCCUGGGUGGGCGGGGGCUCCGUGGUCGCCAGUCAGUUCUUCUCGGUGGAGCAGCUUCAGAUCGAGUACAGCUUUCCUUUCCUCUUCCCUCCCGGACUAUUUGCCCGCUACAGUGUGCAAAUCAACCGCCACGUGGUCCAGCGGUCAGAUGGUAGGCAUCAUAUCUUUGCCUAUCGUGGUAAAGUGCCUGUGGUGGUCAGCUACCGGCCGGCUCAGGGCAGUCUGCAGGCAGAGACCCUGUCCAUAGCCAGCCACGCCUCCCUGCCAAAUAUCUGGACGGCCUGGCAAGCCAUAACCCCCCUCGUGGAGGAACUGAAUGUGCUUCUGCAGGAGUGGCCUGGCCUCCACUACUCGGUCCAUGUGCUGUGUUCUAAGUGCCUCAAGAGAGGGUCGCCCAACCCACACACCUUUCCAGGUGAGCUCCUCAGCCAGCCACGCCCUGAGGGCCUGACUGAGAUCAUCUGCCCAAAGAACGGUUCCGAGAGGGUCAACGUGGCGCUGGUGUACCCGCCUACGCCCACUGUCGUUAGCCCCUGUCUCAAAUGAGACCAGCGUUCAGUCCAGUGGCCCACCCUGUCUGUCGCCCCACGUCCGCUUCUGUGUUUCCCCCUCCAUAUAAACCCCACCCUGGGCUAUCCUUCUCGCUCACUCAGCCUGGACCCUGUCAGCCACGCAAGUCACUCCCAGAAACGCAUCGCCGGCUGAAUGCAACAGAGGAGAUGAGUGGUUAGACAUGGUGUCCAGCUGUUCUUUCACUGCCGCACCAUAUUGAAAAUGACAAUAAUGGAGGAUGUUGUCUUCCACUGCUGGAUUUCCCCUCACCUUAUGGCAAACCUCUCAUACACCAGUUACCUGACUCUCUUUCUAUAUCAAUAUAUGCACCAUAUUAACUCACCACUUGAAAGCAACAAGGAUGGAACACGCGAUUCCUCGAUGACUUUGUCUCUGUUUCAACUGGCAUCAGAAUCCUAUUUAAAGACUAGUUAGUAUCCCUUAAUGCUGCUUAUCCUGCUCCUGCGAUAGUGACCCCCCUUGCUUUUUGUUAUUUAUUAGGAACUGUACUGUUCCAGGGUCUGUCUACUUGUAUAUCUUUCUACAGUACUGUACACAAACCUCAAGAUUGUUGCCACAGGACACAGGGGGAACAAUGUUUUUUAAUGAACACCCAAGUUAUAUUGUAAAGCUUCACACAAACGCAUACCGCUGUUUAAAACCCAUCCUUACUUGUACGGAGACGAUCUUUCGCAUUAGCAUGAAGAAGGUCGGGUGUAUCAUAUGUAGUAAAUGCUGUAAUUGACUGCCUUUAUGCCAAGGAAAUUCCAGUUUGACUGGAUUUGUAAAGAUGUUUAACAUAUCCUCACCACACCUUGGUGGGUGUAUGUCAUAUUUCAAUCCUAGUAUGAAAAGUAUUCAGUUUCUUUCGAGACUUGUCCAAAAAUGAUCAUGGUAUGUAAAUAAAAGUGAAUCUUGUUAUGUUAUAGAAACAGAUAAAGAGUACUUCUCUAUUGGUAGAGUAUACACUCUUCAUUACGGUUGUUGUGAUCGUGUUGUUUCAAGAUGUUUUUUCACUGGUAUGGGAUGAUGCUGCAAUAUGUUUAAAAAAGCGUUAAAACACCUUUUGUACAUAUCUUUAUUUUUGUAUGUUGACACAGGUUGUUCCACCCUCAACAUUAUUUACAGUACAAUGUUGUGCAUGACUCACUUGGCCUAUGUGAGAGUGCACAUCCUAUUUUAUAUGUAGCUGAUCAAACCAUCUCACGACACGACAGUCAACAAUCACCAAAUACAAAUAAACCAACUGCUGGUUUU